This is a messenger RNA of Nomia melanderi (Alkali bee), 831 nucleotides long. NCBI's taxonomy places the organism in Eukaryota, Metazoa, Arthropoda, Insecta, Hymenoptera, Halictidae. The record is from RefSeq and is a predicted model, not a curated record.
AUGACAGAUCCACCCGAAGCUCGUAGUUCGUGCGGUCUGACACGCCGAGAUUCGAACGCCUGGUGGGCUUGUGACCCGGGACCGCUCGUCGAUGACUCUGGUGAACACGAGCGGGACAUUGUGCGAUUACGUGUGACCGUGGGACCAGUGUGUGGUGCGACAGGUCCAGUGUGUUCCGGGACAGUGUCCGGGACUAAGGAACAGGAAGAGACGGUAGCGACGGGCCCGCCGGCCGAGGCGUGCGCCCCAGGAGGCGUCGGCGGCGCCGGCAAACGAAGGGGAACUGUUUUGGGCCCGGCGGAGAAGCUCGAAGCCGUCAAAGUGGCUUCGUCACUGGGCCUCCAGGGGCCAUCAGCGCCGAUCGGGGCCCAACUACUGGCUACUGGUGGUUCGGAGGAUGCACCGGCCGUGUACCACGCGAAUCUGCUAGCCAGCGGCAACGCAUCCGUGCUCCAGCAGCCCGUUCUAGCGAGCCUGAACACGCCGGCACUGGCCAGCAUGCAGGCCUCUGCGGAGGCCAAUUCGCUGGACAUUCAGGCCAUGCAAUCCAUGGACUGGCUGUUCAAGAAGGAGCGCAUAUACCUGCUCGCCCAGUUCUGGCAACAGAGGGCAACGUUAGCGGAGAAGGAAGUUUCCGCGUUAAAGGAGCAACUUGCCGCAGCAAACGAUGGGAAUUCGAAGACUGAGGGACACCAAUUGUCUCAGACUAUACAGGGAAGUGAUCAGCAGCAGGUUCACGAUGCGAGCAAUCCCAGGAGAACGCCAAACAGCAACCUGGAGCAGGAGCUACAAGCGAAGGAUAAAGAGUUUUUCAAGAAACUGCAAAUAUAG